AUAAUUUUCUCAUCCCGGCUUCACUUGUGUUCGUGUCGUCGCUGAAAAACAACGCAGGCCGGUCAGUCCAAGUUCGCCGCACUUAUGACGGCGUAAUGCCGUUGUCAAUUUUCCGGUAUGGGAGUUAUGCUUUAGCAUCGCUGUUAAUCCGGUGCUUCAGGUCACAAGCAGCAUUGAAAGCAUUGGCUAAAGCAUCGGAAGACAAAAUCCCAAAUCUCAUCCUCUACAAUUAUCCUUCAUUUUCCGGGGCUUUUGCCGCGCUUUUCACUCACCUCUAUCACUCUCGUCUCAACAUACCUUACCUCGUCUUGCCUUUCUCUUCCGUCGAACCCUUCAGAGUUGAAGACUUGUGUAUUGACGGGCUGCAAAAUUGCUACUUCCUUGAUUUUGUUGGUCCAAAAGGAUAUGCAGAGGAGCUUGCUCAGCGGACGUCAUGCCAGAUAGUUGGGUUUGAUCACCGGAAGUCUGCUCUAUCCAAGAUCCCUUUGAAUCAAAGCUCUUGUGGGAGUCUCACAUUUCAUGUCAAUCUCGAGAAAACUAGUUCAGUUGCUGUUUAUGAACAUUUCUCUUCUAAACUUUCAGAGGUUGGAUCCAAUAAGGGGGAUGCUAUCAGCUUGCUAAAUUCUACUUUUCAAGAUCAAGUUGAAAAUGUUCUAAAAUAUAUAGAAGAUGGAGAUCUUCACAGGUGGAGUUUGCCUGAUAUUAGGGCCUUUGGAAUUGGAAUUAACCAGUGGCGUUCAAAAUUGAACUGCAUCACUAAUCCACAUAUGUAUAAACAGCUAAUGGGGAUCCGCACUGGUGAUUUAAUUGCUACUGGGAACUCCCAUAUUUCAAAUAAACUGGCUGCGGCACACAAGUUGCUGGAUAAGUUUUUCAAAAUUCGGCUGGGGAGAGGACUUUAUGGUGAAUGCUUGGGGGUUAGAGCUGAUGGCAAUCCAGACCUGAGUGAUGAAAUUGGCAAGGAACUAAGCAAGAAAAGCGCUUCAGUUGGACUCAGGCCUAUAGGAGCAGUCAUAUACCUUCAGCGGAAGAAUCUCAAGAUGUGUCUGAGGACUUUCGAUGCUGCUACUGAUACUUCAGAAGUUGCCAAGGCAUAUGGUGGAGGUGGUUCUCCUAGUUCUAGCUCAUUUAUAAUUCGGAUGGAUGAGUAUAACCAGUGGCGCUCAGUGCAUUCAUCCUAAAUGGGGUACAAUAUGAAUUUCCAUCCUCUUCAUAGUUAAGCCAACUCAUAUAUGAAUCAUUGAAUUCGUUUUAAAUGUUUAUGUGAGAUAGAUGCGUUCUCGAAGUAAUCAUUUAGCUUAGGCAGAUUAGAGGUAGUAUAUACUUAAAAUGGCAUCAAGGGAAUGCAGAAGUGCAAAAAGACAAAAUGUACAUCAAGAAAGGAGCAAGAAGAGGGAUGAGAUCUUGGAGGGACCAUCAGCUAGUUGAAAGGACAUCUUUCUCUCUUUUUUUUCCAAUUGGAAGUUGACUAGGAAAGUUUGAAUAGUCUGUAAUUUAGUGAAAUUGAAUUGUGAUGCAGAGACCUAUAAUGAAUUGUUAGUGCAUCCUCCAUUUAAAUUACAUUGUCUUAUUUUCCUUUUUAA
Solanum tuberosum (potato) is the source of this 1583-nucleotide messenger RNA. RefSeq lists its product as uncharacterized. The record is from RefSeq and is a predicted model, not a curated record. The coding region runs from base 96 to 1181 and encodes 361 amino acids. Lineage: Eukaryota; Viridiplantae; Streptophyta; Magnoliopsida; Solanales; Solanaceae. The transcript is spliced from 8 exons.